Molecule: messenger RNA, 1183 nt
Organism: Contarinia nasturtii (swede midge)
Lineage: Eukaryota; Metazoa; Arthropoda; Insecta; Diptera; Cecidomyiidae
Product: elongation of very long chain fatty acids protein 7-like
Exons: 6
Coding region: 192-1004 (270 amino acids)
Biological process (GO): fatty acid elongation, saturated fatty acid; fatty acid elongation, polyunsaturated fatty acid; very long-chain fatty acid biosynthetic process
Cellular component (GO): endoplasmic reticulum membrane
Molecular function (GO): fatty acid elongase activity
Source: RefSeq, a predicted model, not a curated record
GCGGAAAAGUGAUUUAGUAGGCAUUUUGAAAGCAACUGAAACGGUUAUGUAAAAGUUAAACAAUUCAAAGAAUUUCUUUUAAAAAAAUCCUUAUUAUUUAAAAUAAGAAUUCAUUAUACAUCAUUUUGUAUAAAAAAAAGUGUGUACGAUAAAUUGAUUUGACCAAUUUAGGUAACAUAUAAGUGAAAGUUAUGGCAUAUAUAAUUGAAAAAAUCACCGAACAAUAUUCAAGGAUAUGGGAAUCGAGAGACAAUCGUCUACAUCAUUUACCCUUCAUAUCGAGCCCGAUACCGAUGAUAAUUUUGGUUUCAAUCUACCUAUUUAUCAUUCGAAAUGGGAAGAAAUUCAUGGAACACCGAAAACCCUUGAAAAUCAAGCGUUUAAUUAUCGUGUAUAACAUAUUACAAAUAAUCGCGAACUCAACUCUGUUCCUAGUCGUAACCUACUAUAUCUUCUUUGCUGACACUAAUUUUAGUUUUCGAUGUGAAUUGAGCAAUUAUUCAACGGAUGACGUUGGAAUGUUUGGAGCCUACAUGUCUUAUAGCUAUUUCAUUCUUAAGUUGGCCGAUUAUCUCGAUACCAUUUUCUUUAUUUUGCGCAAAAAAUCGGAUCAUGUGUCAUUUUUACACGUUUAUCACCAUGUGGCGGUAUCUGUAGCUGCUUACAUCUGUGUACUCUUUGCAACAGGUGGACAGGGCAUAUUAUUAGGAUAUUUAAAUACUCUGGUUCAUGCAGUGAUGUACACCUAUUACUUGUUAACAAUUUGGAAACCCGAAAUCAAAUCAAGUAAAACCACAAAGAAAAACAUCACACGAAUGCAAAUGAUUCAGUUCACAAUUUUAGUCGUUCAUUUCGGUCACUCGUUUGUGAUACCCGGAGAUGAUUGUGACUACCCGAAAUUUUUGUCAUUUAUGGGCGUUACACAAAACAUCUUCAUGAUUAUUCUGUUUUCGGACUUUUAUUGGCGCGCGUAUGGUAAAAAAUCAAUACAAAAAACAGAGUAAUUGAAUUCAGUAGCAAAUUCAUAAAAACAAACCAAGUUCACAAGGAAUAUUUUUCUAUUAUUGUACAAUGUAAGUGAUCUAGAAAAUUAGAAAAAUAUUUAUGACUAUCGUUUGGACGUAGAGUUUCUUUUUAUAGUUUUUUUUUUGAAUAAAUUUCUGCAUUAAAGUAGAUUUUUAAA